CCAAUAGUGAUAACUUGAGGGUCUUGACUGGCAAUAGUGAUAACUUGAGGCUGUUUACAAUCGAAGUAGCAACACAACCCAACACACAACGUUAUCUCACCCUCUCCAACUCUGUCCAACACCAACCGCCGGCGAUUGCUCUCCGACCAGAGGCGGCUCACGGUUGCGCUCCUCCGACAUCAAUUUUCAGUGUAAUGCCGCUACUCUAGUUCAUCCGUAUGUUAAUUUAGUUACACAUCGAAUCAUCAUUAUAUCUCGUGAUAUUCGUACAUAAGUUGUGGAUUUAUUCGUUCUGGUUUCAUAGUCAGACCAGAGAAGGAAGCUUAAUCUUGUAGAUGAAUAUGUUAAAUUCACCAAUUUCGGGACCAGGACCUUGUCCUAGAGAUAUUUUAUGCACGAAGCCACUCUUAUGCUUGAACUCAGUUAGAAGAACCGUUGUCCCCAUACGGUUUAAUGAUUCAGUUUUUUCGUUCCUUAACCAAAGAAUCUACCAUCUUUCAAGAAAGACUUGUUAUCGUGUUGGUGUUAAAGAUUUUCGCGUCAUAAAAGUGGUUGAUGAUGAUGAUGACAAUGACGGUGAAGAAGGUGAACAUGUAGAGUCGAAUUUGGAUUGGAAAGGGGAAUUUCUAGGAGAGGUCGAUACUCUUCCUCCGAAUAAGAAAAAACAAAAAGAAAAGUCGGAAUUACUCGAAGAAACCGACUCUACGGAUUGGUGUGUACGCGCAAGGAAGUCUGCACUCAGGUCUAUUCAAACCCGAGGUCUGACUAGCGCUAUGGAAGAUCUUGUGACUGCUAAACGAAAGAAGAAGAAAAAGAAGAAGAAGUCGAUUGUUAACAAGCAAAAGCCCGCCACUAAAGACUUAGAUUUUGAAUCUGACGGUGAAGAAGCUGAACUGACUAUCGAAAACUUUAUGGAUGAUGCGGAUGAGCUUAAAGCGCGUAUGAGCACGCUUGCAGGCGGGAUGUUUAUAGAAAAGAAGGAGAAAACCAUGGAAGCUUUCGUUCAGAAGCUAUCGCAGUUCCCGGUCAGUGGGGCAACUAACCGUAUGAAAGAGAUUAAUUUAAACAGAGAAAUGGUUGAAGCGCAAACGGCGGAUGAAGUAUUGGAGGUGACGUCGGAAAUGAUACUGGCGGUCGGGAAAGGGUUGAGUCCUUCACCGUUAUCUCCACUAAAUCUCGCCACCGCAAUCCACCGUAUUGCGAAGAACAUGGAGAAGGUUUCAAUGACGAGGAGUCACAGGCUCGCGUUUGCGCGGCGUAGGGAGAUGUGUAUGCUUGUAGGCAUGGCCAUGAUGGCCCUUCCGGAAUGUUCCGCUCAAGGCGUCUCAAACAUCGCGUGGGCCCUGUCCAAGAUCGGCGGUGAGCUUCUUUACCUGUCUGAGAUGGAUAGAGUGGCGGAGGUGGCGUUGACAAAGGUUGACCAACUCAAUUCACAGAACGUUGCUAAUAUUGCUGGCGCGUUUGCCUCUAUGCAGCAUGCUGCGCCGGACCUGUUUUCCGAACUAUCAAAACGCGCUUCGGGUAUCAUUAACACGUUUCAAGAACAAGAACUUGCUCAGCUGUUAUGGGCUUUUGCUUCUCUCUUUGAGCCCGCAGACUCUUUAUUUGCUUCUCUUGAUGAGCAUACGUCAAAUCUCAACAACCCGUCAACCAUUGAGGAUACCGUUCUCAAUUUCAACAGGGAUCAACUUGGAAACAUAUCGUGGUCUUGCGCGGUUCUUGGUCAACUGAAUCGGGACUUUUUUUCGUACAUUUGGAACACCCUUAGCGAUUUCGAGGAGCAACGUAUUCUAGAGCAGUAUCGGGAGGAUAUAAUGUUUGCUACGCAGGUCCAGCUCGUGAACCAGUGUUUGAAGCUCGAGUACCCACAAUUGUCAUUGUCACUUAAAAGCGAGAUAGAGGACAAAAUAAUUCGUGCAGGAAGAACUACACGGUUUAAUCAAAAGAUCACCUCUUCGUUUCAGAAAGAAGUCGGUCGUCUUCUUGUUGGGACGGGUCUUGAUUGGACGAGAGAAUACGUUGUGGACGGGUACACCUUGGAUGCCGCUUUGGUUCAUCAAAAAGUUGCGUUGGAGAUCGACGGGCCAUCACAUUUCUCGAGAAAUUUAGGAAAGCCUUUAGGACAUACGGUGCUGAAACGUCGCUAUCUUGAAGCUGCGGGUUGGAAGCUUGUGUCGGUAUCUCACCAAAAAUGGGAAGAACUUGAAGGGAGUCAUGAGCAGCUGGACUACCUUAGAGAAAUUCUUGAACUCUGCAAGAAGUAUGAUUGAUGGGUGCUACAAACAUGAGUUGGAACAAGCCUUUGGUUUCUUUCUACAUAUGUGUCUAGAGGAAGUAUAUGUAUGUAUAGUGGUUUUAGGCCAAUGGGAUAUCAAACAAUUGGAAUGGAAUGUUUGUGGCAUUCCUAUUAUUAUUAAUAUGAAAUUAUGAGGUAGUUCUGAAAUUCUAUA
Molecule: messenger RNA, 2450 nt
Organism: Helianthus annuus (common sunflower)
Lineage: Eukaryota; Viridiplantae; Streptophyta; Magnoliopsida; Asterales; Asteraceae
Product: RAP domain-containing protein, chloroplastic
Exons: 4
Coding region: 336-2270 (644 amino acids)
Biological process (GO): chloroplast rRNA processing; mitochondrial RNA processing; regulation of mitochondrial mRNA stability
Cellular component (GO): mitochondrial matrix; chloroplast; ribonucleoprotein granule
Molecular function (GO): RNA binding
Source: RefSeq, a predicted model, not a curated record